This is a messenger RNA of Nomia melanderi (Alkali bee), 5208 nucleotides long. Lineage: Eukaryota; Metazoa; Arthropoda; Insecta; Hymenoptera; Halictidae. The record is from RefSeq and is a predicted model, not a curated record.
UCCGUGGUGGUCACUGUCGUGUGCAGUGCGUUGCCAGCUGCUCCCUUCGGCGCGGUCAUGAAACUUUCAUAUCGUUGCUGCACGACACGCCGAAAACGCGCUCAGUCGGGACUUCGGGCAGCGGACUAGCUGCGUCGGGCCCUUGUCUUCGUCGAAGUUUCGGGCAGAGAUUGACUUCGUUCGCGGUGAACGGUGAUAGGGGAAGUGCGAGGUCUGCAGGCGCUCUGCUAGUAGCGAAUGUGUCAUCGUUCAUGUAAAUAUGACUUGUCUUGGCAUUUUUUAUGAACGUUCAAGUUGUUUGCUGUGGGGACUGUAGAUGAUGUACUAACGAUGGAGGAUUAGGUCUAGAGAUGUGUCUAAAUUUUUUAUGAAUACUGAAGUUUGCUGUGGGGACUGUAGAUGAUGUGCUGAUGAUGGAUUAGGUCUAGAGAAGCUAGACAGUAGUAGAAUCCUUAAAUUCAUUGAAGGAAAAAUAAUAUCGCUCGGGUCAAUGUUGAACCAACCGUGACAUUGAACAUUCAAUGAGAAACGAGUAUAAAUUAGAUCGCUGGACGGUUCUCAAAUUAAUAAAUACCUUGAAUCUUAUCGCUGCUUUUUUAGUGCUGGAAAAUUCUCGUGAACGACGAUAUUAAAUUCGGGAAGUGACUGUUGAAGAUUGAUCGAGGACUGAUUAUAAAUCGAUUACUCGUCGAAGAAAGAUUACAUCGGCUGCGUCUGAAGAGGACAGUGAAGGAGAAAUUGGAAUUAAUCAAAGAGCGAUCAUGACUGAACUGAACAGCAUCGAAUGCUUCUCAGAUUGAACGAGGUCCGCAUAGAUUGGCACUGAAGGAGAUCCCGAAAAGAACGAAGGGAGAUUUGGCACCGGUGAAUGCAAGGUGAACACUCGACCAAGAAAGAAUUCUCUGUACGAAAGUUUAAGAGGCAAGAAACCUGAGUUCGAAGACUUACUCGAAAGAGGAUCAAAUGCAUUUUCUUUGUCGAAGAGCAACCUCCACGCUGUUAAGGAGGUUUUAAAGCGGAUCAAGAUUUCGAAACACUGGAAACCAGUGUGCUCGACGUCAGACAACGAUGAUAAGUACUUUCAUCCUUUCACCGAAUGAAAAACGCUCGCCGUGAAAAAGAGAGGAAUCUAAAAUUGUAACGAAGCUGAGAGAGUUAAACUCAAAAAAUAAAGCUGGAGAGGACUGAACCCAUUCCCCGGAAUGAGAUUUACUGAACUACAUCUUCAGAAAAUGUCUCUCUUUAACAGAUUCUUGGGAGAAAUGUGAUUCCCCGCCAUCUAGGAGAAAAACGCGCGCGCUGGAACGAAGGACUUCGCAGCUUUAUUUAUCUUUGAAGGAAACCCGACAGCCGGCGGAGAGGAGAAAAAAGAAACACCGUUCCUCCAGGUGUCCGUAACAAAAGCCCCGGACUCGGUACCGAAUCAAUAAUGCUCUAUCGCCAUGGAAAGUGCGUGAGGAAGGGUGUCCAACAACCGUGCCGCCCCCCGUCCGCCUCGUCUAAAGGAAGAAACGUUAAAGAGACCGUCGCCGAUCAAUCGCGGUGUCGCGAAAGGGGAACAACCAGGUCCGCAGCUCUAGGAUCCACCGUUUCCAUUAAUGCUGCCGGCCGAUAAUCGUAAACAGAGGCGGAGGAUCGUGCCCAGGGGCAAUUGUUGGCCCCGUAGUGGCGGUUACCACGCGAUUUGAUGGAUCCGAUCGGGAUUAAUCCCGCGGAUCACGCUCCAGCGGCCGAACACUGAUCGCGAUAAGUGACCGCGUGCCCGGCCGCCAUUUUGUCGGGGCGCGCGGGCUACGAUUCCGCCGAGUGCGAGCGGAACGGCUAAACUUGAAGUGCGAAGCUACACGCUUUGUUGGGGAGGAGCUAUUUUGAAUGGGUUUUACAGGGUUGACUGGACACGUUUCUCGUGGUUCCGCGAUGGCGUCCGUCACUUCCGGGAUCGAGUGAGAGCCGCUCGAGCGGAAAGGAAAGGUCCCGUUUCUUCCCCUUCGAUGGAUAUCGAUUAAACACGCCGCGAUGAGGGAAUCGAGUCGGUUCUGGAGACCCUUCGGUCGCAACGAUCAUUUCACUUGAUGGCAUUGCGCACCGAUGUUUUUGCGCGGACAUGCACGACCGAGGAAUGAUGGUUUUCAUGAUGAUCGCGGUUAAGGCGGUGCUGUAUUUGAAUCUUUUUUGGACAGCGAUGGCGACGGAGGAACAGUGCCCGAGGAACCGUAGCUUGUUCGAGAUUCCUGGCGACGCUGUUCUGUCGUUGUUCCUGGACAUAAAUCAUGGACCAUAUUGCAAUAUCACUUCCGCGAAAGGACUCGAAGAAGUUUUCACUGCGUUCUACGUGGUGCACACUCUGAACAAAUACGAUUUCGUGCCUGGAUAUUCCAUAGGGGUGAAAGUCUACGACACCUGCCACGACGAAAUGACCGUGUACAAACAGGCGCUGCAGGUGGCGGUGGACACCGACUGCGUGGACAAUUACGAUCUAGGGAUCCUAUUGGCGUCGGAAUAUGCGACGAUCCUCGAGCCGCUUCGUAAUUACAGCGUCCUUCCGGUCAGCACGUACAAAGAGCAGAACCUGACGAGGCCCUUGAUCAACCUGAUGGUCCACUACUUGGCCACCAGGUUCGAAACGAUCGAUCUACUACUGGUCGACUCGGAUUUCCCGUUGAAUCUGUUCCUGGAUACUACAAAGGAGGCCGGGAUCUGCGUGAAAAGUUACGCGAACACCGUCGAGCUGGAUGACAACGACACCGAGGCAGUGAUCGCCGUGAUUGGCAGCAGAAACGAGAUACGACAGUGGAUAGAGAGGGCCGAGAAGGUGCAGGGACCUAAGAAAACUUGGAUCGUUCUGCCGAUCGAUGGAUCCAACGCAAACGACCUGGUUCCCCCAGGAUCGUACGUCAUAAGGACACCGUCGUUCGACUUGAAUCUGCUGCAAGAAGCGUCCUCGACGGAUGAUUUCCUCGAGGCAGCCAGCUCUUCGGUGAUACACUCGUCCCGACUGUUGGGUAUCGGGAAAACGAUGGUCGAAUUGGCCCAGACUCUCCAGGACCUUCAGAAGCGAAACUGUCCCCGUGGCAUGGAGACGCCUUGCGUGAUGCCGCGGUUCAAUCCCAAUUCGGGACAAGAGAUUCGCAACGGGGAGGUCUACCAUGCUCUGCGUGUGUUGCCGAAAUUGCACUCGAUUAAGUACAUCGUGGCGAUGAAGAGCCAACAAGAGCUGAUCGACAUGGCCGCCUACAGAGUGGAACCCGCGAACAUGAAGUUCCGGAUCACUCCUGAAUCAAGAGUGCCCAAAAUGCCGAAGCUUUGCUUGAAGAAGUACGCAAAGAACUGCGAAGGUUGCGAGAACUUCAAGAAGAGGUUUGGCCCCCGUGGUGUGACCAAAGAUACACUCGACAGGGGUUUAUUAAAGCCGGGCAACUGGAUAGCAAUUUUCCUGACGGUGGUCGUGUGCGGCGCGUUCGCCUGCGGCGUGAUUGCCGUCUUCAUUAUCUACCGUUUCAUCGUCGAGGACGUUCUCGACGGGAAUCCGACGCUAACGAUCGUCCUGAUACUGGCGAACAUUUUCACGCUGCUGACGGUGGUCCCGUUCUGCAUGAACGACAGCUACGUAGGCCCUGAACCCCUCAACUCGAGGAAGAUCCUCGUGACGACGCUCGCGUUCGGCAUCGAUUUCUCCGUGAUGCUGUCCAGGGCGUUCUUCCUCGUAUUCUCUAAAGGCGGCGUGUUCACCGCGCACAUCAACGGCUACCUUCAAGGGCUGAUGGUGUUCUUCAUGUUCGGCGUGCAGGUCGCCAUGUCGGUUAUGUACUUCGUCCUUGGCAGCGACGAUUCGGCCGUCAUCGUCAGGAGCCUCGUCUUCAUCGGUCUUCUAGGCUACGAUAUAUUCCUCCUGAUCACCCUGUUCGUCGUGUGCUUCUUCAUCGCCCGGCUGCCACGUAAUUAUCGCGAGGGAAAGUGUUUCUUCGGCACCUCUAUCGGCCUUUUGAUAACCUGGGCGAUCUGGUUGACCUGCUUCAUCCUCGUGGAACCGGAGUGCCGGGACACGGUCGUCUCUUCCGGCAUUAUUGCCACCGCGUACUUAAUUAUCAUCGGUGUCCUGAUACCGAGGACGUAUUACAUGGUCACCCAUAUAGCCAGGGGCAAGGAGUUCGGCCAGAGAUUCGGAUCGACCGACUUCGCCGCCGAUCCGAGGAUAAAUACAGUCACCAGACAGAACCGGCCGUUUUACGAUUACGUGCACGCCGCCGGAGGAAGUAUGACGAAUUUGCAUGUCGCGUCCGCGUACCCGAACUACUACGGGAACUCGAGCCCGAACCAGAAGUACCUGAACCAGUACAGGAGCAGCGACUCGAGGCGGAUGCCCGGUUACAAUAACUACGGAUUCCACACGGAGAUGCGAGAAGUGAAUAACUCUUACACGAUACCGCAAGUCUGCAUCGAGGAUGCGGACUCCAGGACGAGCACGGCGGAAAGGAGCAACGUCGACGCGACGUACGCGCGGCCAAGGUGCCACCGGAAGCGGAGGACCAAAGACGAGAAAGGUCGCGGCGAGACGGACGUGUACGUCGAGAACGUUAGCCGACGCGGCCACGACGAUAUCUAUCCGAUCGGACCGUCCAGCCCCAGACUGACGCAAAUGGAGGCGACGAUCCGCGAGGAGGACGAAGAGGACGAGCCGACCAGGAUAACGCGAUUCUGAGACUUUGAUCCGCCGGUGUAUUCAUAUUGUAGUCACGCGCCGCGUGGAGAACACUAUUCCCGAUUAAAUAAAAUCCCCAUCGUUCGAGAGGUCGAGUCUUACAGUGAUUUUCCUGUUUUUUUUUUCUUAUUCUUCUUAUUCUUCUUCUUCUUCUUCUUCUUUUCUUCCUUUUUAUCACUGAGCCCCGCGGAAUAUCGUUUUUCUAUUGAUUCCUCGAGGUUCUUCGAGAUGUUCGAUUCACUUUGAUAUUUUUCAUCGCUUGAAUAUUUAAUAUUAAUGCUACCAGACGGGUCGAAAUAACCUGUUCCUGAUUUCUUGUUUGCGCAGUUAUUAACCCUUAGCACUUCAGGUUGUUCUGUGAUCUAUCAGUAACUGAAACUAAUUUUUAUAGUAUUCCUAGCGAAAAUUAGAAAUGCUAUAACAUUUCUUCGAUCUUUUAUUUUCCUUAGCAGAAAAUUUGGAUGUGCGGAAAAUCGAAUAAUUUUAGGGUGGUUUCUUUAAGAUUCAUU